Nipponia nippon (crested ibis) is the source of this 192-nucleotide messenger RNA. NCBI's taxonomy places the organism in Eukaryota, Metazoa, Chordata, Aves, Pelecaniformes, Threskiornithidae. The record is from RefSeq and is a predicted model, not a curated record.
AUGGCGACCUCCUUCCACGUCACCUCGCACGCCUUUUCGAAUACCCUGGCGCAGUGUGGCAUGUACAGAGAUAACGGGCUCAACACCUCCCUGGAGAAGAGCCACGUCACCGGCCCAGACAACUUCAUCACCGCCCACGACCACCUCAACUUCCACCCCAGCUACAACCCAAGCGGCCCGUCGCACUGCUAG